GCAGGCCGACCGCCGAGGCCGCUGAGGAUAGGCCGCUGAGGAUAGACCGCUGAGGAGAGGCCGGCGGAGGCCCCGAUUCCUGUCUGACUCAGGCUCUCUGGGGCUCCUGGCCGAUCCUGGCCCAGCCCGUCUCUACCAGAGUCACCAACCCAGCUGCCGCCAUGCUCCCGGCUCAGGGAGCUGGGGCUGGAGAUCCCCUGCUGCGCAGGAAAGAGCAAAAAGAUGAGGAGUUGGACCGGAGGAUCCUGGCCCUUCGCAGAAAGAACCAGGCCCUGCUGCGCAGGUACCAGGAGAUCGAAGAUGACCGGCAGCGGGCGGAGCAGGGAGGCAUGGCUGUGACGGCCCCUCGGUCAUCCCGGAUGGAUGGUCUCACCAUCACCAUCACCAAAGGGCCCUGCGAGAAGCGAGUGGUGAGUGAAAAAUGGGUGAGCAGCUGCCCCAGCAGCCCGGGCCCAGAAGUGGACAGUGAAGAGGAGGAUGAGGAGGAAGAGGAGGACGAGGAGGAGGAGGAUGGAGAGGAGGAAGAUCACACCUUCACCCUCCAGCUGGGGAGGCGGGUCCAGUUAGCAGUCACAAUGGAUAACAAGGCCACGGGCAAGAGGAUAGUGAGUGAGAAGCCUCGGAAGGCCAGAAGCUGCAGCCAGGGUCACCCCCUGCAGCUCGCCAUCACCAUGGAGCCUGGGCAGAAGGCGAUGGGGCCGGGGCCCCGGGAAGAGGGGCAGGAGUAUGCCCUCUGGAAGCAAGAACGGGAGCAGAUCGACUUGGCCCGCGUGGCUCGGCACCGCAACGCCCAGGGGGAGUGGCGCCGACCUUGGGAUCUGGACAAGUCUGAGGAGAUGUUCCAGGGAUCCAACAAGACCAGGGAAGCAGGCCCGCGGAAGGGUGGCAGCAGGAGGGGACCCCGGAGCUGCCGCCCGUUCCGGCCCCAGCCGGAGGCUUCUGAUGGGAGAGGUGGCAGCACCCAAAGCGGUUGCCCAGGACCAUCCAAAGUGAUGCCACCCACCAGGAGGAGCAAAGCCCGAGGAAAGGACAGGCUGACGGGCCGGGCCCGCAGGUGGGAUGUGAAAGAGGGAGAUGGUGAUCAGACCCGCCCCAAGGAGGAGCUGGAGUGCCAGGGACCUCCAAGUGGCAGGAAACCCCCGAGCCAGGAGGAGGAGGAAGAGGAGGUGUGGAGGCAGGGCCAGGCAGAGCAUGGCGAGCUGCAGGGAGCCCAUAAGGGGCAUCGCUGGGAAGCGGGGGGCAUCCUCCGCUCCGGUGCCCAACUGCCUGGCUCCCCCCAAAAGAAGGCUGAACCCCCCGUGAGGGACCCCUCCUCUUCACAAGGGACUAGUAGCCCCUUAAGUAGGAGCAGCGGGCCCACCUCACGGCCUGGCACCGAGGAGAUGGCUCCCUCCCCUUAUCCCAGUGACCCAGAGCGGGGCAGAAAGCUCAAUAGCAAGGUGACUGAGCGGUACCCCUGUGCUAGCCCGGAGCAGUCCCAGAAGGUGGCAGGAUGCAGGGAUCCAAGGGAGGAUGGCGUGGCCCAGGCCGGUGCCAGGGGGCAGUCUGGCACAGAUGAGCGGCUUGGGCAGAACUGGCCAGAGGGAAGAAGUGGGGUGCGGGACUGAGGGCUCCAGAAAGAGGAAGGUGAGUAGGGUUGGUGCUGGACUCAGAGGCCAGGGAAGGGAGGAGUGGAGUGCCAACUGCCUGACUGUGGUCUCGGUGCCAGGCUGGCAAGUGGUUGAGGAACUUCCUUGGCAACAAAUCAUUCAUUCUCUGGGGAUGUGGGGGCCCGCUCUCCUGGGAACUUGUACGCGUAGGCCUUUCGGCUGCUGCCCUCCCUUGCUAGCCUCAGGGCAUCCCCGGCCUGGCCUUGCCAAGGCUGUGAACCUUUCUCUUGGGGGCAGAAAGUAGGAGAUGCCCUAUUUGUCUAAGGCCAAAUAUGCCAGUUGGGCCCACUUGUCCAUUCUCCUGUAGGGUCCCAGAGCAUUUUUUCAAUCCCUUUGCCAAUGUGCAGUAGGCAUAUAUCUAAAUGCCACCUCCCCUCUCCCUGCUUCUACCGGGGGUUGUUCAGACUACAACCCCCUCUUAGUGCUCCAUUGACAGGGAGGUGAGGCCUUGUAACCCCAGGGAGAGUUAACUAACAGGGAGAGGUGCCCAGGGAGAGGGGCAGGAGUUCAGAAGAUUGGCAGGACAAUGGAUUUGAAUGGGCAUCUCAGCUGCAGGCUUGAGUUGACCAGGUCAUUUCUGUUUCUGCCUUUCAGAGAGAAGAGGGCAAAGGACGUAGGCAUUUCUCUAGGCACCCCCCUGGUGAGGGUAUUUCCUUUCAGUAUUUGGUUCCAUCCUUCACACCCUCAAGUCCUCUUACCCCAAUUUGCUACCCAUUCCUUCACACCCCUUUCCCCUCCUGGGCUCUGCCCUCAGUCUCUGCCUCUGCCAUAGGGUUCCAGCCCUUUAAGGGUCCACCCCAGGGCAGACUCUCCUCCUCCUCUCAGAUGUUACUGCCAAGGGGACUUGGACCCCCAGGGGGAACUUGUCUCUCUGCUUCCCUGCUUCCUCUGGUCCAGCUGUCAGUCUGUCGGUCAGCUGGCCCCAACUUCUGAACUUCUGCCUGGUGGGCAGGGUGGGAAUAGUCUGGGUUGGGUGGGAUGAGGAGGGGAAGAAAGUUUCAAGUCACAGAGUCAUGUGGGGUUUGAGGGGAGAGGAAGAAAGUAGGGGAGGAGGAAGAGAAGGAGGAGGAGAAGGGUUACCCUUUCCCAUGUGGUGGGUGGGGGCAGAGGCUGCCUGGCAAAAGGGGGAUAGGAGGACCAUGGUGGGUUUCUGCAAUGGGAGGGGGAAAUUCAAAGGGAAACUCCCAGGGAAAGAUUCAUCCUGGGACAGGGGUGCUGGAACCCCAGAUUCCCAUAAGGCAGUACUUGUCAGGGGAGGGGGUCUGAGGGUGACGGGCCCAGAAGUUACCCAUCGCUGAGAGGAGAGUUGGGGGAGAAUCCUGAAGGGGACCAAGUGGAGCUAUGGGCUGGACCCCACUCCCACCCCCUGCCGCACCAAGCUGGGGAGGGCUCUGUGCGGGCAGAGACGGCUGUGGGGAGACAGCUGCUCUCUCCCUGCGGGCAGCGAGCCGUGGGGCCUGCUUGUCCUGGGGAAUGGCAGGAUUGGCAUUGUUCUCCAGAAGGGGUCUGAAGAGGAUUUGGUCAGGGGAGGAGCAGAAGGCAUCUUGGUUGGAGAUAUACCGUGAAACCAAAAUAAACUUACUGUGGUUUGCUGACCCUGGGUGAACUCUUUUGGGUCGGGGAAAGGAACCUCGAUGCUCAGCCCUCCUCUCCGCUCCAGCUUCCCCUCUGGCCAUUAGCCAAGGGGUUGGGCAGCGGGUGUCCACUCAUACCCUGGUGACCCCCAACUCUGGCCCCCAUUUCCUGCCCCAAGAUGGCUCUCUCUCCACUGUGCCACAUGCUGUCCACUCUUGAGCCCGAGGGACAGAGGGGGUUCGAGUCUGAAGUUGUCAGGGAGCCGGGCUCCGCCUCCCCUGAGCCGGCCAGGCAGUUGAGGUGGGUGGGGGGGGGACACAGCUAGCGUUGUGAGGGCCCCUGAGAGGAGAGAACAGUGUGUUCUGAGCAGGGACUGAGAGCUGCCCUCAGGGGCCAGGAGCUGGCUCUGCCCUGACUGUGCGGGGAGGAGGGGCGGGAGAGUCACGGAUGUGUCAGCUGAGGCUGUGCCAGGAUCAGGAGAGUCAAAAGCAAA
Molecule: messenger RNA, 3717 nt
Organism: Tachyglossus aculeatus (Australian echidna)
Lineage: Eukaryota; Metazoa; Chordata; Mammalia; Monotremata; Tachyglossidae
Gene: CCDC9B
Product: coiled-coil domain containing 9B
Exons: 11
Coding region: 162-1607 (481 amino acids)
Source: RefSeq, a predicted model, not a curated record